Messenger RNA from Nelumbo nucifera (sacred lotus), 763 nucleotides. NCBI's taxonomy places the organism in Eukaryota, Viridiplantae, Streptophyta, Magnoliopsida, Proteales, Nelumbonaceae. The record is from RefSeq and is a predicted model, not a curated record.
CUGGAUCGGAUCAGACCAAAUCCAAUUCAAUUGACACCCCUAUUUGUGGGCCGUUAUUAAGGCCUUAUAAUUGUGGUCAUUAGUAGGUGUAAGAAGUCAAAGUCAUUGGACCUGUUAUUCUCGAAUCUCAAUGUUGCAUCCUUUGUUGAAUGGUUACUGGUGAACGUGGUCUGGGCCUACAAAUAAUUCAUGGUGAUACUUUUGGAUCCCCUAGUGGAAGCACAUCGAGUAUGGGGUCGAUCUGGUGGUGUCCAUAACUGGGCUAGAACGUCAAGCUUGGAUUCUUGUGUUCAUUGUGACACCCUCCCACCCACCGUUGCAGAUAUAAGAAUAGAGGGAUUUGAAACCGCACCACCAAUAGGACAAUUCAUCCAACGCAGCAACUGGGCUACCCCUCAGGUGGCUUUCCACCUUCCAUCCCAUCAGCUACAGUCUCCUCCAGAAAGCAAAAUCCUCUCCCUCUUGACACUUGAUUUUGGCUGGCUUAUCAUCCAUCUUAGCCAGGAACAGAGAUAUGCAAAUUGAGGGAGGUCAUUCUGUUGUGCUUUCCAGUUCCACUCUUAGUGACGUGAUCGUUAACGCCCAGGGCAGACGGUAGACCAUGGGGUUAGUUGUUCAGAGGUUAUCAAAUCAAUGGUGAUUGGUGAAGGGGAAUCAUCAUCCUCUACACUAUGAGACCUGUCAUAAUUUGAUUCAAGAAACAACCACUGUCCAUUGAUUUACAGGAGUCAAAAAACUGAAAAGAGGUUAAGUCUUAAUUUUU